AUGAGGCAGGAAGACCUAAACGACAAGCUGAGUCCGUCGGAUAGUGUCUCCCAACAAGGCAGCAGCUCAUCAAAGACAAGCAGGGUGUCUAGUUACCUAGCGAUCGCUUCAGCCAAGAAGGCCGGGCUGACGGAGAAAUCCCGUCUGCUCAAGCAACACCAGUCAAUGAAAAUGAAACUGCAACAAGAAAUCGAGGAAGCUGAGCGACAAGCUAAGGUGUCCGACUUGGCGCUGAAGGAGAAGGCCAGACAACUCCAGUUUGAAAGUGAGCGCAUGACCUUAGAGGAAGAGCUCCGAGCAGCUGACGCUGAGGAACAGACCUUAGUCAAGCAUCUGGACCGUGACAGAGCCCCCGAUCCAGUCCUUUCGCCUGUCAUCCAAGAUCAAGUUAGGGUUCCUGAGAGACAAUUUAUGCUUAACCCUUUGGUUCCGGAGUUCCAUCAACGACAGUACAGCAGUACACCACAACGCCCUCGAGCGUCUCCAGAUAGGCGAACGGCUCCUGACGUGAAGACAGUACCUGCUCCAUAUGAACCAGAUUGGCUGAUUUCCUUUGAGCCUACCGCCCAGAGAUGCGAUCCAGCGACCUUGGUUCGAGCUGCCGCUCCAACCACGAUGUCGCAGCCUUCCCCAGACGUCGCCAGGAUGCCACAGCCAGUACCGGCCGACAUGACUUACCGCACUGGCUCAGCCGCCUCAAUGUCACAACAAGUGGCCGAGAUGGUGUACCGGCCCAUGCCAGUGAUGAUGUCACAUCCUGCCGAUGAUGUCCAAGCCGCCAUGCCGCGCCAAGCAGUGCCAGGCACAAUGUCCCAACAAGUGACCGGGAUGGUGUACCAGCCCAGCCCUGUGAUGAUGCCUGAGAUGAUGUCACAUCCUGCCGAUGUUCAAGCCGCCAUGCCGCGCCAAGCAGUGCCAGUCGUGAUGUCACAGCCAGCUAAAGUUGCCACGCAUCAAAAUGUUACGACUACUUCAGGGAAUGUCUCAGCACAUCCGAAUUAUGUAAUCCCUGCCAUUGAUACGUCAUCAAGCCAAGUGCCAGUAGCAGCUCCUCUCGAUAUACAGCGACAGCUAAUCGAUGCCUUGCGUCUUCCCAAGACCGGUCUUCAGAAGUUCGACGGAGAGCCGAUGCAGUAUUGGGCGUUUAUGAAUAGUUUUGACAGCCUGGUGCACAGAGCCUGUGUUACAGAUGGAGACAAGCUCAACUGCCUGAUGGAAUACUGCUGUGGUAAAGCUGCCCGAGUAAUUCGUCCUUGCGCUUUGAUGUCACCAUCAGCAGGAUAUGCCAGAGCUAGGGAGCUGCUGAAGGAGCGAUUUGGUGAUGAAUAUACCAUUGCGAAGGCUUGGGUGAAGAAGAUAGUUGAAGGCCCACCAGUAAAGACCAACUCUGGUGAAGCGCUGCAGGAGUUUACUGACGAUGUCCGGGGAUGUUACGAAACGUUAAAGGCCAUGAAUAAAUUGGCAGAGGUCAACUCUCAAGACCGGAUGGCAGACAUCUCAACUAGACUUCCCCUUUAUAUCCAGUCGAGGUGGAGAAAGGAAGCGCAUCGGUCGAAGCUACGGACAAAGUCAUAUCCAGACUUCAAAGCCUUUGUCACCUUUCUCGAAAUGGUGUCUGGCGAAGAAAAUGAUCCAGUCUUUGGCAAGAUACAGGCCAAGGAUAGAGUUGAGAAGAAGCGAACCUUCCCACAGAAGAAAACAGGCGUCAGUUUAACAGUGCAAGCGACCGGCAAAGAUAAUCAGGCGACCAAAGCAGCCAGAAGCAGUCCAGCUAAAAUCAAGUCCGUCACCAGCGAUGCUAAGCCCGAGACCAAGAAGAUGAAUUGUCAUAUAUGCAGCCAGAGUCAUAAAGUUGCAGCCUGCCCUAAGUUCAAGGCCAUGGAACCCACAAUACGUCUGGAGGUUGUGAAGGAGAAGCGGUUGUGCUUCAACUGCCUUAACUUCAGCAACCAUAGCUACCGUCAAUGCCACAGGUCCAGUGACUGCCAUGAGAAAGAUUUCUACGUCAGGGGGAAAGGGCAGCACGAGUUCAUCAAGACAGACGCGCUGCUAGACUCCGGCAGCAACAGGACGUUCUGCUCUAAGUCCUUGUUGUCCCAGCUCAAGUUGGAGGGAUCAAGAACAGCUCUGUCUUUGGAGACCCUCGGUCAAAGUGCAGCCACAGAUGCCAUCGAAGAGUGUCUUCAAGUUACGCCGACAUCCAGAAAGGCCAAGAAGAGAAGUGUGCUGGACUUGCCCAGGGUGUAUGCCAUCGACAGCUUCCCAAAUAGCAUCACAGGACCGAGUCAGUUGGAUAUCGGCAGAUGGCGUCAUCUUACGGGAGUAUGCGACAACUCUGUCGACGGCAAGGGGGUUUCGCUGCUUAUUGGCCAAGAUGUCCCACAAGCCAUUCUUCCGCUUGAAGUCCGCCGGGGUCGAGAUGAUGAGCCGUAUGCGAUCAGAACCAGCCUAGGGUGGACUCUGAACGGUCCAAUUGGUGGUCAACCAGCAGACAGUACGGCUGUCUGCUCCUUUAUUCAAUCUCUUGCAAGUGGCCAGCCCCAGAUGUCACAAAAUGACAAGAAGGUAGUCGGCAUGUGGGACAAGUCAGUCAGCUUGGUGGACGGCCAUUACCAGCUCAACAUCCCGUUCAAGAAGACGCCUCCCGAACUGCCGGACAACCGUAUGAUGGCCGAGAAAAGACUCCAGUCUCUGGGCCGAAGAUUGAGCAGAGAUCCCGCAUUGCACGACAAAUACAGAAGUGGUAUGCAGGAUCUGUUGGACAAGGGCUUUGCAGAGCCAGUUCCAGAAGAUGAGAUGUCGCAACCGGGUAGUGUUUGGUACCUCCCUCACCAUAAUGUAGUCAAUCCCAGUAAGCCGGAAAAGUUCCGUAUCGUCUUCGACUGCGCAGCCACAUAUGCUGGGACUUCUCUGAACGACCAGGUCUUCCAAGGCCCCGACCUGAUGAACAAGCUGAUUGGUGUUCUGAUGAGGUUUCGCGAAUGCCCUGUUGCUGUUAUGGGAUACAUCCAGGAGAUGUUCCACAUGGUCAAGGUCAAACCCGAAUUCAGAGACGCAUUGCGAUUCCUAUUUUGGAAGGAUGGUGAUCCCAAGAAGAAACCUCAAGUCUACAGAAUGACGGUUCACCUCUUCGGAGGAGUAUGGAGCCCGAGUUGCUGCAGUUACGCCCUGAGACGAACGGCUGAAGACCAUAAAGACGAAUUUCAUCCCGAUACCAUAGAAACAGUGUUACAGGACUUCUACGCUGACGAUUGUCUAAAAUCCGUACCCGGUGUUGAUGUCGCUGUCAAGCUGGUUGAGGAAUUGAGAACAUUACUUCAACUGGGAGGAUUCCGACUCACGAAAUGGUCUUCAAACAGCAAAGAGGUCCUCCUGUCCAUUCCUGUUGAAGACAGAGCGAAGACCAUAAAAGAUCUCGACCUGACGUCCGACUCCCUACCAAUUGAGAGAGCCCUCGGUGUCCAAUGGGACACAGAGACGGACACGUUUGGUCUCAAGAUUCACUAUAAGGAACCAUUCUUCACGAGGCGCGGUCUUCUUAGAAUCACCAGCUCUAUGUACGACCCCCUGGGAUUGGUUUGUCCAUUCGUCCUCGAAGCGAAGAUGAUCUUCCUGACAGAAUGCAGAUCCGACAAAGGAUGGGAUGAUGAAAUGAGCCCCGCCAGCAUCAAGAGAUGGCAGAGAUGGUUGGAUGGCCUGCCCAAACUAGAAGAGUUUCAGGUGCCAAGAUGUAUUCAUCCGACCGAUUUCGGCGACAUCACUGAAGCUAGAUUACAUCACUUCUCCGAUGGAUCCGCCGAUGCCUAUGGUGCUGUGAGUUACCCGAGAUUGGUGAACAGUGACGGCGCUGUGCACUGUACGAUACUGAUGGCGAAAUCUAGACUGGCGCCGAUGACACCGAUGACGAUUCCUCGCCUGGAGCUGUCCGCUGCCGUGCUCGCUGUGAAGAUGGACAACCUCAUACGUCGUGAGAUAAGAUUGCCCCUGCAAGAGUCGACAUUUUGGACGGACAGCACCAUCGUUCUCCAAUAUGUCAAGAACAAAACCAAGCGUUUCCAGACCUUUGUCGCCAACCCUGUAGCCGUAAUUCAUGAUGGUACAAGGCCAAGCCAGUGGCGUUACGUAGGGAUAAAGGACAACCCGGCUGAUGAUGCGUCAAGAGGGCUGAACGCCGAACAGAUGUUGUCCGACACCAGAUGGCGCCAAGGUCCAGCGUUCCUAUGGUUGAGUGAAGACAGUUGGCCAGAAAUGCCAGAAGGACAGCCUAACCUGCUUGAGAGGGAUCCCGAAGUCAAGAAGGAAGCCAAGUCCUGUGCGGUCGUGACGGUUCCUGUCGAUUUCAUAGUAAAGCUGUUCAACAGAUAUUCAAGCUGGCCUCGACUACUCAAAGCAGUGGCGUAUCUGUUGAGAUUCCUCAAGUGGCUACACAAGAAAAGACCCAAGAUGAAUGACCGUCUCUCCCCUGAAGAACUAAAGGCAGCAGAACGAGCUAUUCUUCGAUGUCUCCAGAAAAGGCAUUACAGCAACGAGAUCAACGCCUUGAGAUCAAAUGCACGCAUCACGAAGCAGAGUUCAAUAUUUGAACUAGAGCCGUAUCUGGACGAAGACCAGCUCCUGAGAGUGACGGGACGUUUAAAGAAUGCUUCGAUUCCUGACCCAGCCAAGCAUCCAGUGAUUGUGCCGAGAGAUGACCACGUAACAACACUCAUCGUACGAGAUGCGCACGAGCGGCUUUGCAGGCACUCCGGCAGAGAACACGUUAUGGCGAAUUUACGGCAGAACUACUGGAUUCCACAGGCCCGUCAGCUGGUGAAAAGAGUUCUCAGAGACUGCAUUGUUUGCAAAGUGCUUCACGGCAAGCUGGGGCAGCAGAAGAUGGCAGAUCUCCCGCCUGAACGAGUGACACCAUCAAAGUAUCCCUACCAGUGUCUGGGUGUUGACGUUUUUGGUCCCUUUUACGUUAAGAGGGGACGUUCUCAAGAGAAGCGCUAUGGAUGUAUGUUUACCUGCCUGUCAAUGCGAGCGAUUCAUCUAGAGAAGCUUUCGUCCAUGGACACAGACUCCUUCAUCAACGCCCUAAUCCGAUUCUGUGCAAGACGAGGAGUUCCAAAGCUGAUCCGGUCCGACAAUGGCACCAACUUUGUCGGCGCAAACCGUGUGCUGCGAGAAUCGAUUGCCCAGUGGAAUGAGAGUCAUCGUCUGAAAGAAUACUUGCUACAGAACCACAUUGAUUGGACCUUCAAUACCCCUACAGCGUCGAAUAUGGGCGGUGUCUGGGAGCGCAACAUCCGAACUGCCAGGAAGGUGAUGAACUCCAUACUACAAAAGCAGUCCCUCGAUGAUGAACGCUUGGAUACGAUAUUUGCCGAAGUUGAAAACGUCGUGAAUAGCCGUCCGCUGACUGUCGUCUCCAACGAUCCCAAAGACCAACUCCCGCUUACACCGAAUGAUUUGCUGCGUCCUUUUGGAAAGGGAUUCCCGUCGCCAAUCGGAACCUUUGGAAAGGCUGACAUGUUCGGAAAACGAUGGAGACAUGUCCAAUUCGUCGUCGAUCAGUUUUGGAAGAGAUGGACCGCUGAAUACCUCUCUGCUCUUCAAGUCCGAUCAAAGUGGAUUGCCGAACAGCCGAAUAUACGCGUAAACGAUUUGGUCUUAGUUCUCGACCAGUCUUUAGCAAGAUCUCACUGGCCGUUAGCACGAGUCACCGAUACGUUCCCCGAAAAAGACGGAUUGGUACGUUCUGUGGAGCUGAAGACAGCCUUUACCGAUAAGAUGGUGCGGCCGAUCAACAAAAUCGUUUUGCUGGAGGCAACUGCGGAUGAUCACAACCAGGAUUAA
Messenger RNA from Lineus longissimus, 5838 nucleotides. RefSeq lists its product as uncharacterized. The transcript has 3 exons. Gene Ontology annotation, molecular function: nucleic acid binding. The coding region runs from base 1 to 5838 and encodes 1945 amino acids. The record is from RefSeq and is a predicted model, not a curated record. NCBI's taxonomy places the organism in Eukaryota, Metazoa, Nemertea, Pilidiophora, Heteronemertea, Lineidae. Gene Ontology annotation, biological process: DNA integration.